Molecule: messenger RNA, 513 nt
Organism: Oppiella nova
Lineage: Eukaryota; Metazoa; Arthropoda; Arachnida; Sarcoptiformes; Oppiidae
Source: the annotation of a GenBank genome assembly
AUGUGCACCCGUAUUAGCACGGUGGCUAAAAAGUCUCGCAAAAUGUUGUGUACAUUUAUGAGCAGCAAAAGACAUGAGUCGUUAUACAUUGUGAAUAUUUGCGCCGAUAUUCAAGUGAACAGUCAGUAUAGCACUGAAUACCGCAUACUAUUCAAAGUAUUAUUUGAAUUACGGGCAAUGGAUGGCAACAGUGGUGGCAAUGAUCUACCGGUGCGACUGUCCCUAUGGGAGCGUAUCCUUAGGAUAGUGUACUCGAAGGAGGAAUGGGAGGCCUAUAUGAUAGAGAAACGACGAAAACUCAGACAAAAAGAGGACAAGAACUCGGAGUACAUCUGUUACACUGCGAUAGCGGUGAAUGUCUGCACAAACUCGGAGUACAUCUGUUACACUGCGAUAGCGGUGAAUGUCUGCACAAACUUCGGGAGGAAAAGAGAGCUGUUGUUCCCCUUAUAUAGAAUAACUUUAGAGUUAAAAGCAACAAACCUUUUAUUGAGUGUAAAAUUCAAUGCAUAA